AUGGGCGGAAAUACCUUCUUCGAUUUCUCUGGGCCUCUCGGGUAUGGGGCAUGGGAUGAGGCUAUGCUUCUCAGCCCCAAUUCAUGGCCUACAGAUCCUACAAUAGCUGCAGCUACUUCACACUUGGAGACUGUCCCACAACCUAUCUACCACCUACCACUCGGCCACCAAUCGUCAGGUCCGCUUGUGGCCCCCGCCCCAUCAACACCUCAGAUAGGCUUCCAUGCAUCGACAGGGCAGGGAGAUGUGCAGCAACCUGACCCAGCAUCGACUUCGCCCUUCUCUCAUGAGGAUACAUUGAGUGGAGCCACUGAUGACGACUUGCUUGUGCAAAAAUUCUUACAAAUGCUCAUGCCACCUAUCCUGACGCCAGUAGAGAUUGGUCCAAAGUGGGCAUCUACACGGGCCUUCUUCGAGGCAAUGGCAUCAGAAGCUCCUGUUGUUCGAAGUGCAAUUGUGGCUUUCGCAGCUAUGCAGAUGCAACGGAGCGGACUUGGUGGCGAAGCUACGAAACCUGAUUGGAGACCGCUGUACGAUGCUGCUGCCAGACACUUGUCGAAUGCUCUUGCAAAAAGGCGGAAAGAAGGAGGUAGCGAGACGCCAAAGAGUGAGCUGAAGCACAUCCUGGCAUCACUCUUCCUGUUGACAUAUACUGACCUACUUGCAGAAACUCUUCCCAGAGCGCAUGCAAACUUACGUGAAGCUUAUACGCUUAUACAAAGCACAAACAAUACGAACUUCACUGUUCCAGAAAAGCGGCUGAUCUCCUGGCUGCGUCUGCUAGAUGCACGAGCAGUGUCCACUAAUGGUGGCGAAGGACUCUUCCUUGCCGAUACAGACGAAUCUCUAUUCGAUGCCUCACCAGCUCCAAAUACAACUGCAGACCCCGAAACACAGGAUACCGAGAUCGAAGAAAUACUGUUCGAUGUGCUGUAUCACCCCGGGGUCGUGUUUUAUCAGAAAGUACAGUCCUUUGUCGGGCGCAUCACACGCAUUGAUCCAUGGCAUCGCAGCCGCGGCACGGUUCAGGAUGAAACUGAAGUCAUGGCACUGGCAGCACAAAUUUGCAGAGAUCUCCACGCUCUCUACGGACAACGACCAGCUCUUAUGGACCAUGCAGUCGCAGGCAACCUGACCGAGAAACACCUUGCACAAAAUCUAGCUGUUCCACUCACGAGGAGUUUUCGCACAUAUCUCGCAAAUUAUUAUGCUUCGUUCAUACACUUACACCGUGUGGCGUAUGUACAAUAUCCAAAGACGAAAGACGUCACUGUGGCCAUCGCCAACAUCAAGCGCCUCUCACAUCUCAUGGCGCAAACCGACGAGUCACUACCAGUAAAUUUGCUAUGGCCGCUUAUGAUCUGGGCAGCAGAAGAAGAGAAUGUGGACGAACGCCGAUGGAUUCUUGAGUCCAUCAGAGGUCUCGAGAGCAUUGCAUCUAAUGCAAAAGCCACUGGGGACCUCCUUGAGGAAGUGAUUCGACGGCAAGACGAAGAAAAACGAAGGGUUGACAUACGGAGUGUCAGCCAAGAAUACUUUGCGAGCCAUCAUUUUGCGAUUGUUUGA
This is a messenger RNA of Ascochyta rabiei, 1566 nucleotides long. RefSeq lists its product as uncharacterized. NCBI's taxonomy places the organism in Eukaryota, Fungi, Ascomycota, Dothideomycetes, Pleosporales, Didymellaceae. The coding region runs from base 1 to 1566 and encodes 521 amino acids. Gene Ontology annotation, molecular function: transcription cis-regulatory region binding; DNA-binding transcription factor activity. Gene Ontology annotation, biological process: positive regulation of transcription by RNA polymerase II. The transcript has 4 exons. Gene Ontology annotation, cellular component: nucleus. The record is from RefSeq and is a predicted model, not a curated record.